AAUCAACAAAAGAAAGCUUCAUGCUGCAAUGCAUGCUGGGUGAUCUGUUUAUCUGAAUUAUUUUGACGAUUGUCAUCAUUGUUGAGGGUUGUAUGAUGAGGUUUGAUGUCAGUGAAAUAUGUUUGUUUAUUUUCUCUCAAUACCUGUGCAUUGACUAGCCAGAGCACUCAGACCAGUCAUCAAUUGAUCAAUAAUGUUUAAAACUAAUACAUUUUAUUACAGCAUGAUUUUUCCAUGAGAACAACCCUAACUUCUGUAAAAGCAUGUCUGUCUUUCACAGUGCACAAGUGUUUUUAUAACACUAUUACAUGACCUGAACGAAUUAAUUUAACAAAAGUCAAGGAUCAAGAGCCCAACUAAAGCAAACACUGAUCACGAUAAUGGUUAUUAUUGUGGGUACAAAACUCAUUUCACAGAGUCUCAUUUCAUUUAUUUCCAUGUGAAAACUGAAAGUAGUCUGAUAAACUCCAGAUUUGAACCAGUUUUUACAUUGUACCAAGGUCCCCUGUACGUCAAUAUCAGAUGUUCAGAAAACGUAAUAAUGGGCCAAUAAAGGGACGUCUUUUCAACAUCGAAAGAUGCAGAAAAGACGUCUUUUUGACAUAUUUUUGGUCAGGGGGAAGUCAUAAUUGUAAUAAAAUUACCUUUACAACACUUACUAUGUGGCCUUUUCUACCCUCAGCUAAUAAUAUUUUUAAACUAAUAUCAGUCUAAGUAAAUAAAACACAGUGUACAUGCCAUGGUAUAUUUAAUGCACUGAGCACUCUAUGAGCUCGGUGCCAGUAUUAUUGUUUCCACCAAACAUUUAACAUAUUCUUGAAGAUUUCUAUAGGUCUCGUCUCAGAUCUCUUGUCCUAGGACUCGGACUUGACUCGGACUCGACCCUCUCUGGACUCGGUCUUGACUCGAACUCAACCCACUCUGGUCUCGGUCUUGACUCGAACUCGACCUACUCUGGACUCGGACUUGACUUGGACUCGAAUGAGCUGGUCUCGACUACAACACUGCAUGAUCCUGAUAUCUCAGAACACUGAUGCAUGGAAAAUAAAGCUGUUAUAAAAAUAAACUACUUUUUCAAAGUGUCUGCAUUGUUGAAUUACUAGCCUGUUAUUCAUUUAUCAUAUUUGUUUUAUUCAGAUAUAAACAAAUGUUUAUCCACACCAUGUUUAAAUGGAGGUGUUUGUGAAGACUUGGUAAAAAACUACACCUGCACCUGUACAGCGAACUUCACUGGAAGCCAUUGUGAAAGAGAAUUGAUUAUCAUGGAAAACUCCUCUAGUACUGAUGCCGCAAAUCCGUCAGAUUGUCUCUGUCAGAAUGGAGGUGUUUGUGUUGAUCUGAAUGGCACAUGUGAAUGUCCGAGAGGAUUCACUGGACUCUAUUGUCAGUUUGAAGUAACUCAAACACCCUGUAGUAACAGCAGGCCAUGUCCUGAUGGAGGCCCAUGCCUGGAGUAUGGUGGCACAUACCUCUGCACCUGUCAAACCGGUGUCGACUUUGACCGCAAGGACUUCUACCCAUAUGUACAGCCCCAAUCAGCAUGUGAUUCCUCACCAUGUCAGAAUGGAGGGUAUUGCUACGAGAAAGAUGGAGGCUACAACUGUGAGUGCAAACAUGGCUACAGAGGCAAGCGUUGUGAAAUAGUCAGAUUAAGUUUCUGUGCCUCUAGUCCCUGUCGUUAUGGAGGCUCUUGUGAAGAAGAAGGUGACAGCUACCGGUGUCUGUGUCCCCACCGUUUCACAGGGAAAUAUUGCGAAGUGGGAAGGCCGGAUCCAUGUGCUUCCAGUCCCUGUCUGAAUGGGGGAACUUGUUUCCACUACAUUGGUAAAUACAAAUGUGAGUGCUUCCCAUCUUUCAUCGGAAGACACUGUGAUAUCAACAGAGGAUCUGAUCCAGCUUUGAAAGGUCUGGACUGUGGCUCCCCUGUGAAAAUCAAGCAUGCUGAAGUUCAAUAUUCCUCUACUACCCUAGGCUCUAUUGCUUCGUAUACAUGCCACCCAGGCUAUACUGCCCUGCCCAGGGCCACCCAGAGCACCUGCAGCAGCCAGGGGUUCUGGAGCCAACCUCCUGUCUGUGAAGAAAUAAAUGAGUGUUUGUCUCAGCCAUGUAUGAAUGGGGCAACUUGUCAGGAUAGAAUAGCCUUUUACCUGUGUGAGUGCGAGGAUGGUUUUACUGGUCAGCAUUGUCAAACAGAUAUUGAUGAAUGCGUUUCUGAGCCAUGCAAGCAUGGAGCUACAUGUGAGGAUCAGCCUGGCUCUUAUUUCUGCCACUGCCAGAAGGGCUAUGCCGGGCAGGACUGUGAGAUAGAACAGGAUGGAUGCAAGCCAAAUCCUUGCUUGAAUGGAGGUGUGUGUCGAGGCUACGGGAGGAACCAUCUGUGUGUGUGUAAAGAGGGUUAUGUUGGAGACCGCUGCCAAACAUUAGAUAAUCCAUGUGUACUGCAGCCUUGUGGGAACAGAGGCAUCUGUUCGAGUCAUAAGAGGGAUAACUACAGCUGUGCCUGCAGGGUGGGCCACACAGGGAGAGACUGUGAGAGAGACCUGUUGCCUCCAUCUGGCCUGCAUGUGUUGCGGGUAGAAGAAAAGGAAGUUGAGUUACGCUGGGAUCAGUCAGAUGCCACUCAGAAUUUGAUCAGUGGCUUUGCCAUUGUUUUUGCUCCAGUUGGUCGUUUACCGAGGAGGACAGACUUCCUAGAGAAGCAGCAUUCUACCUAUGUGCUGCAAGGCCUAAACCCCGGACAGCUUUAUAAUAUCUCCGCCUUCUCAGUUAAACGCAACACCAACAGCAAUGACAUAAGCCAGCCUGCUUUCGCACUCAUUCGCACAAGGCCACGUAAGGUAGAACAGCUGGAGGUAGUGAAUGUGUCCUCCUCUCAGGUAUGGCUGCGCUGGCUGGUCCUGGUUAACCGCCACACUGCUGUCAGUCAGGUUCGAGUGUCCCUGGUGCCUGCGGAUGGAGGUAGACCUCGCACAGCUAUACUCAACAGCAAUGUUUCAGAGUACACCUUCAGCACACUGCUCCCAGGUCAGAUGUACACAAUAGAUGUAGUUACACAAAGUGGUUUGCGCCCUGAAGACCUGCCAUCAACCAGCAAAUCUGCUGGGCCACUCCACUUUUGGACUAGACCCCUCCCUCCUCAGAAUCUUUCCCUCUCCAGUAUCACAGCUACCUCGGCCCGGGUCACAUGGGACCAUCAUCCUCAAAGUCUUCCAGAUGGUUUUGUUGUAAAUAUUACUCAAGGCCUCACCACUCGUAGCCGCUAUCUGCCAGAUGGAAGCUUAGGGACAUAUACCCUUCGUGACCUUGCUCCAGGACAGCAUUGCCAUCUAGCCCUGACCUCUGUACACAAAACAGGCAAGGACAAAAUUGAAAGUGUCCCUCAACAUCUAGCCUUCACCACAUUACCAAUUUUAAAGGACCAAAGUAGAGGUGACAGACUUCAGGGAGGACAGAAUUAUCGGGUCGGACAGAUUUGGACACAAGUUAAAGAUGGAGGCACAGUUGACAACACAGAACCCUUCGAGGAUCCAUUAAGAUACACAGAGUUUAUUGAUGGUAGGGGGAGGAUUACAGCCAAAUUUACCAGCCUUCCACAUAAAACCAUCAGACACCGUACAAAGCCUGAUCCUCCAAUUAGAUUGGAAAAGCUGGACAAAACCACCAACAAGAUCAGUCUAGCUUUGGAAAUUCCAGAAGAAGUAACAAAGAAUAAAUCUGAGUCAUCCCAAGACUGCAGAGCUCAAACCUGCCAAAAUGGUGGGACAUGUGUUCAGAUGAACGAGUUAUAUAGCUGUAACUGUGCCACUGAUUUUAAGGGCAGGUGGUGUGAGCUAUAUUGCCAGCGUUGGUCUCAUCCAUGUACUCGGCUUUACUCUGAAACAAAGAGCGUGCCUGUGUGGGAAGAUGGUGUCUGCCAUUAUUUGUACAAAAGAACAUAUAAAGUUCAGCAGGAUGUUUGUUUUAGGGAGAUCUGUGAGCCUUUGCUGCCUACAAAAACUCCAAGAACACUAUACUAAUCCUGAGUAGGUCCCCACUCUCAAAACAGCCUCAAUUCUUCAAGGCAUGGAUGUGAUAAGAUAUUGGAAACAUUCAUUUGAAAUUCUGGUACUGACUUGUUUGCAUUAUGUAAUUUCUGCAGCUUUGUCAGAUACUAUACCCUUUUCCCGCCUCCUGAACUGUUGACACACAGCAGAUUGAGUCCAUGGAUUCAUGCUGUUGACAUAAAAGUUUGACUGUACCAUGUGCUGACUGCAGCCCCAGCUUUCUGUUCUUGGCUGAAAUAACUGAAACUCAAGCAGUCAUUUCUGCUGUUGUAGCCAAUCCAACUGACACUUUGAACAAGUUUUGUGUAUUUUGCUUUUCUUUUCACCACACAAGAUUACAGAGUGGUUAUCUAAAUUCCCAUAGCUUUUUUAUCAGUUUAAACCAAACUGGUCUCUGUUGACCUAUCUCAUAAAGUCAUUCCCUUAUAUAUACUGUACAGUAUAUGAUGAGUCAAGUGUACAUUUCUAGGAGAUAAUAAACAGUUAAAUAAAUACUCAAACCAGCUUGUAAUGUCACAAUUUAUCUUUCUGUAAUCAACUUUCUUCUGAAUCUGGUGGUUGAUCACACAUAACUAACUGAAUUGGAAAUUUGCAAGAAUAAUUUGUGUUCCUAAAAAAGUGUUCAGUACGUGUGUGUAUACAGUUGGGGACAAAAAUGUUAGCCCCCUUGGUAAAUAUC
This is a messenger RNA of Triplophysa rosa, 4722 nucleotides long. RefSeq names its product sushi, nidogen and EGF-like domains 1 (gene sned1). The transcript has 23 exons. Gene Ontology annotation, cellular component: plasma membrane; protein-containing complex. Gene Ontology annotation, biological process: establishment or maintenance of epithelial cell apical/basal polarity; Notch signaling pathway; heterophilic cell-cell adhesion. The record is from RefSeq and is a predicted model, not a curated record. The coding region runs from base 1263 to 4016 and encodes 917 amino acids. Lineage: Eukaryota; Metazoa; Chordata; Actinopteri; Cypriniformes; Nemacheilidae. Gene Ontology annotation, molecular function: calcium ion binding; Notch binding.